Messenger RNA from Magallana angulata, 3965 nucleotides. Its product is annotated as protein mesh-like. NCBI's taxonomy places the organism in Eukaryota, Metazoa, Mollusca, Bivalvia, Ostreida, Ostreidae. Bases 229 to 3585 code for a protein of 1118 amino acids. Gene Ontology annotation, biological process: cell-matrix adhesion. The transcript is spliced from 17 exons. The record is from RefSeq and is a predicted model, not a curated record.
CGCAAACAAUUUCCAAGUUUUCUGCAAUCUUGUUUCAAUGGAAUUCGGUCAACGUAUUCAUCACAAUGUCAGGGUUGGUAAAAACUAUGACACUGUUACAUAUAAGAUGCUCAGCAGAUGAAACUGGCUUGAAGUGCUUGCAGCAUGUGCACAUGUUAAUGCGCAAUAAACCCAUUUAGCUGUUCUUUGUUUACCGUGAUAUAUUGUUUAAUUUAUUUGAGUGGAGCCAUGCUGAGUCUUUGGGUGGUUGCAUUGUUUGUUGGACCUGCAUUAGGACUAACGGUAAAAGACCUUUAUCCAUUUGGAGACCAAGCCGGAGAUACUGCCAUGGAAAAAAAUGACGAUGGAAGUUCGCCAGAGAUAUUCAUAUCAACUCUUUUCCCUUUUUUUAAUCACCAACAUUCCACAUUAAUUGUAAACACAAACGGAGUUAUUUCCUUUCUACAAGGGGUGAGGACAUGUACACCAGACCCAUUUCCUAUUGCCAAUGAUGCCAGGAUGAUAGCUCCAUUUUGGGCUGAUAUUGAUACAAGCCAGGGUGGGACAGUGUGGUACAGGGAAAGUAUAAGUGAGGAACUGCUAGACAGGACCACAGACGAAGUCAGAGCUUACUUUCCCGAUUUUUUUAAGUUUAGAGCAUCAUGGGUAUUUAUUGCCACGUGGGACCACGUGGCAUUUUUCGGAUGCUCUAAUGAAGGAUGUUUAAAGACUAAUACGUUUCAAGCAGUCUUGACAACAAAUGGUCAGCAUUCCUUCACGAUAUACAACUAUGAAGACAUACAAUGGACAACAGGAACAGCAAGUGGGGGAAACAGUACCACUGGGUUAGGGGGGACCCCCGCUCAGGUUGGAUUUAAUGCUGGCGAUGGAAAUGUUUUCUUCACCGUAAACGCUUCACGCAGCCCUGAUAUCAUAAAUGUGGAUGUGGAUUCAAACGUGGAAACACCCGGGAAGUUCGCGUUUAGGAUUGAUGCAAGUGAUAUCAGUGAUGGAGGAUGUAAUACAGAGGGAAAUAUGACAAUCGUUCCACGAUAUGGACCAAUGUUGGGAGGCCAGUAUUUGAUCAUCAGUGGUCCAUGUAUAGAACAAAAUGCUAUAAUUAAGGUGUCGUUCUCUGGAUCACCUCAAAAGAAAUGCGAGAGAAAAUCAGAAUUCGCUUUCGCCUGCAUCACACCUUUGUUUAGUCACACUGGGGAUACCCCUGUAAAAGUUGAAAUCGAGAACCUAGAGGGGGACAGUCGUACAUUUCAAGGUCUUUACACGGUUUUAAAUCCUGCCAACAGUAAGCAUCGAGUCUACAGACAAAACGCACCUGAUUGGUUCUCAGGACGACAAAAUAUAUCCUGGGACCCGGAUGUUCCAGAAUUACAAGAAGACAAUUCUGUUGAUAUACAUCUAUUUUUCCUUAUGGAAAACAAUGAUCGUCUUUUAAUAUGGAAGAGAGAUGUUCUUAAUGAAGCAGUAGAUCGUCUACAAGGUUCAGCCGAGGUCUACUUGACUGGAAAUGGUUAUGCUAUGGCAAUAAGAGUAACGGCUGAAACUAUCAGAAUUGAUCAGUCUGAGAGAGGAAUUUGGUCAGACAUAUUCCCGUUAGCCUUAACAUUUGACCAGGCAAACCAAUCAUGUAAAAACUGGUUGAAUACGGAAGUACAGUUGCCAGCACUCCCAUCUGAUGAUGUUCAACCAUGUCCUUGCACGUUAGACCAAGCUCUCUUGGAUAUUGUGCGAUUCCAACCGGAUCCGGAUUGCAACAUGUUCAACAGAAACUCGCAAUUUUCCCGUACUGGAAACUGUCUACACAGACGAGAUGCAGCGCACUGUAUUCGAUUGGCUCAAGCUGGCCCCGAUGGAAUCGACAAUCUGUGCUGUUAUGACGCGGACAAGAAUCUGAUUGAUUCACGACUCAGAGAAGGAGGGUCCGUACAGAGAUACCACUAUCUUGGGGGACCGGAAGUUCUUCCCUAUCUCUCCAAUUUCUACUUUGAUGUUCUCCCAUUUCUACACUGUUGUCGGUAUUCCCAGAAGGAACAGAAUGAUCCUAGCGAUGGCAUUAUUAAUGCAAAUAACAAUUUAUGUCCUCAAUACAUCAAACAAAGAAAAUACAGCUCCUGUGUCAACUACGAACCCCCGAGGCCUGCCAGGACAAACGGUGACCCCCAUAUCACCACCUUAGACGGAUACAGCUAUACAUUCAAUGGUGUUGGGGAAUUCGUGUACCUGAAAACCACGGACGGAACUUUUCAAAGCCAAAUCAGAUUUGAACAGUUUCGUAAAGAAAAUGGUGACUUGGUGGAUGCAAGUGUGUGUACCGCAUUCGUGUCCCGACAUUUCAGCACCUCUGGGUCUGAUAUUGUUGAGGUUCGUCUAAACUCUAUCAGAACAGCAGACCUGUUAGUUAACGGAGAUGUUAUUGACUUUGAUGAAUCAAAUGUUCACCAAUUCCGAGGUAUAUUCGUCGUGCAAAUGACAUCCAAUCAGCCCAAUCUUAACACGACGAAAAAGGAGUUUAUAGUGUCUUUUACUGAGAUUGGGAUCGCGUUCAGAGCCAUAGCGAGCCCUGCAGUGCUGAGUAUACUCCCUGUUGUUGGAAAUAAAACACUUGCUGGGAACUUAAGAGGUCUUCUUGGUGACUUCGAUGAGAAUCCAGAUAAUGACCUGAGGACGCCAUCAGAGGAAAUAUCAUUAACAAACUCAACCUCGGAGAGGAUUCACUAUGAUUUUGGCUUAUCGUGGAACUUAAGAGGUCUUCUUGGUGACUUCGAUGAGAAUCCAGAUAAUGACCUGAGGACGCCAUCAGAGGAAAUAUUAUUAACAAACCCAACCUCGGAGAGGAUUCACUAUGAUUUUGGCUUAUCGUGGAGAAUUACGGAAGAUAUUUCGUUGUUUAGUUAUGAACCUGGAAAAUCUUUUAGUGACUAUCAACUACCGAGAUUCCGACCAACAUUUAUUCUACCCACAAACCUUCCCCCGGAAGUUGUAGAGGUGUGUGGGACAAGCCGAGAGUGUGCAUUUGAUUUCACCCUAACAGAUUCGGUCGAAUUUGCAACAGAAACUGUGGAACUCUUGAUUAUCUUUAAUUCUUCACUUGCAUCUUCUAGUAAAAUAAAGAGCUGUGAAGACCUACCAUCUGUUGUUGGGGGUGUUUGGAAUGCAACAAACACGCUUGAAGGUUCAAAUGCCACCUUAUCAUGCUUUCAUGGCUAUGAGGCGACAGGCAAAAGUGGUAAUAUUCAGUGUCAUAAUGGAUCGUGGGGUAACUUGACCAACAUCAAAUGUAUUCCAAUAGUACCAAUUUCUACUACAAUGACAACAAAGGCGGUAACAACUUCAGAGGAACUGAUAACAGAACCGACGACAAGCAUCGAAAUGUCAGCCUCUCCUGAUAGGACGGAUAACGAGUUAGAGGGGAGCUCGCGUCAUAACUACGUCAUCACUAUCUGUGUUGUGGUGCUUGUCGUCAUUAUCAUCGUGAUAAUUGCUGUUGUUCUUUACAGACUAUAUAAAAACAACAGGAGACAAGAAUCAAAUCAAUAUCCUUUUGGAAAACUGUCAUACUUAAAUGGAUACUCGGUCUAUGAUUAUUAGACAAAAUGCUUUUUCAAAAUAAUGUUUUUAUAUUAAGUCUAACAUGAAUAAUGAUUAAUAUGUUAUCAAAAACCUAUUGUCCGUUUUUAAAUGUUUAUUAUCACUGCUUUUAAUGUAUACUUAUGUAAUAUACUAGUAAUUGAUCAUGAUCUAUGUGUAAGAAAGCGCAAUUAACUGAGGAUUUACUACUUGUUGAAAAGUUUGUUUUCAAAUGAAUAUUUAUGAUUAUCACAAUACCAAUAAAAACAGGCAUAUAUUCUACAGUUUGUUUCCCUUAUUUUGUGUUUACAUUUUGUUUGAGAAUAAUGUACAUGUCAUUUAUUUUGAAAAAAAGGUUUUUAUCAAAAUAAAAAAUAUGAAAGAACGGUGUUUUUCCAUUA